Molecule: messenger RNA, 3880 nt
Organism: Amblyraja radiata (thorny skate)
Lineage: Eukaryota; Metazoa; Chordata; Chondrichthyes; Rajiformes; Rajidae
Product: serine/arginine-rich splicing factor 1
Exons: 4
Coding region: 311-1117 (268 amino acids)
Cellular component (GO): cytoplasm; nucleus
Molecular function (GO): mRNA binding
Source: RefSeq, a predicted model, not a curated record
CGCACUCCUCGGGACGGAGCCGAGAGUGAGGGGAGCACCCGCCAUUUUGUUGCGAUCGCGGGAAGCGGCGGACGGCGGUUGGAACCCGCGACUUGCGCCGAAACAUCCAUCUCCCGGCCAGUUUCCUUUCGUUUGGCGUCUUAACCAAACUAAUUCUACAGACUGCAGAGCGUGGGCUCCGGCAGAGUCGCGCAAAUACUCUCGGCGUUUCUCGCUCUCUCUCUCUCGGUGAUCCCAUCGGGUUUUUUUUUUUUUAGUUUUUACGCACCUACUUGGAGCCGCACCAACCGCCGCGCUGGAGGGGAACGGGAUGCAAAACCACAGCGGCGUUAUCCGCGGGCCGGCGGGCAACAACGACUGUCGGAUCUACGUGGGCAACCUGCCGCCGGACAUCCGCACCAAGGACAUCGAGGACGUCUUCUACAAGUACGGCAGCAUCAGGGACAUCGACCUGAAGAACCGCCGCGGCGGCCCGCCCUUCGCCUUCGUCGAGUUCGAGGACCCGAGAGACGCGGAAGAUGCCGUAUAUGGACGCGAUGGUUAUGAUUAUGAUGGAUACCGUCUGCGUGUUGAAUUUCCACGGAGUGGGAGAGGGACUGGAAGAGGGGGUGGUGGUGGUGGUGGCGGCGGCGGCGGAGGAGGAGGCGGUGGUGGAGGAGGAGGCGGAGGUGGUGGUGGUGGUGGUCAAACACCAAGGGGAAGAUAUGGGCCCCCCUCUAGGCGCUCAGAAUACAGAGUGGUGGUAUCAGGGCUUCCUCCGAGUGGUAGUUGGCAAGAUUUGAAAGAUCACAUGCGGGAAGCAGGUGAUGUAUGUUACGCUGAUGUUUUUCGUGAUGGGACUGGUGUCGUGGAGUUUGUUCGCAAGGAAGAUAUGAACUAUGCUGUACGAAAGCUGGAUAACACAAAAUUUCGAUCACAUGAGGGAGAAACAGCAUAUAUCCGUGUGAAAGUUGACGGUCCACGAAGUCCAAGCUAUGGAAGAUCUCGUUCACGUAGCCGCAGUCGAACCAGAAGUCGUAGCCGAAGCCGCAGCAGAAGCCGUAGUUACUCUCCCAGACGAAGCAGAGGAUCUCCCCGCUACUCACCCCGUCAUAGCAGAUCGCGCUCGCGUAGCUAGAUUGUAAAUCCAUUGCUGGAAUUUCUUGUAGAACGCCACUCUUUUCCUUAAUUAGAAUGGAUUCUUUAUUUUUAAAUCCACGUUAACUUGUUUUAUUCAAGUUUAGUACACAAUUUAAAAUCGAUACCGCAAAGAGGGUUGAGUCUCUUUUGUUAACAUUCCCUCGUCAUUGCUGAGGUCUGAUAAUUGUAUAGAUAGAAUAGAUUUGGAGUUUGGGAAGUUUUCAAAAUGGUGUCAACAUGACAUGAAUUAACAGUAAACUGUUGCAGUAAUUUGUUAAUGUUUAUACUUCAUUUGAAUUGAAUAAAUCCUAAUGUAAGAAUUGUAGGAUGCUAUGUAGAUAGGGCUGUUGUGAAACAUGUCUGUGAAAACCUUGUGUUGUACCUUAUCUUACCUUUUCAUGUAUCUUCCUAUAGACAUAUCUCAACUGAGGAUGGAUUAAGCAUUCUUUGGAUUAAAGGAUUGUGGAGCUCAUUUCAGUCAUAUUAGGAAUAUCAAAUCGUUUCUAAUUGGAGGAGGAGGAGCAAUCUGAUCAUUUAUGGAGGCAAUGGUAUGACUCCAAGUGCUAUUGUCACAAUUAAACUUGGCAGUAUUGAAGUUGUGCUUCUUUUGUACAAAUGGUUGUAUAAUCCAUGAACUGUGGUGUUACUGUGCCGCAUUACGAAGUUCUGUGCAGCAUCAAUACUGCUGAGCUUGCAUGUUCUGUGUGACUAGUCUGGCAUUGGUUUUCACCAUUUUGAGCAGAAGUUCCAUUGGUAAACUUUACAAACUUCUAAAAGAAUUAAAAGUAAAAUGGCUGUAUUUCAGCAGUUUGGUUACCUGGAUCAAAAAUUCAUCAAUUUAGUGCGUAAUACAGUUAAGUGGUGAAUUACAUGUAUAGUACAACUCAAUUACUAGAUUUCACAUGGUAACUAGAAAUGAAGGCGUCGAUGAAAGUAAAAAAACUGCACCAGUAAAUUUUGUUGUAACCGAAGUGCGUGUAGUACAUGCUAUCAGGGCUUGAAUUUAUAUCCACUAGUCCAACAUCAUGUCCCUUAUUUCAUUUACUUUCCAAAUAAACCGAGCAGUAUCUAUAGACAUAAUUUAAUGUAGCUAAGUAAGUGUAAGGCUUAUAUCAUGUGCCCAUUCAUGGGUCACAAUGAUGUUGGGUUAGUGAAUGCUUAACUACAAUAGUAAUUUGUCAUUUUUAAUGGUAUUGUGAAAUAAAAUUACUUCUUAAAAUAUGUAACAACGUUCAUAUUGACUAGGGGUGUGCUGCAGUUUGUGCUGUUCAUCUGUCAAAGCAUCUGUAUAUAUUGACCAGAUGACAGCUAUGACUGUCCCAUCCCAUAUAAACCUUGUUGUUUGUUGUAUCUAACGUUUGCCUCCUUUUUUGGUUUUGCUGGUUAUUAAAGGUUUGGAUUGGAGAGGGCUCAUUGGAUCCCAAUCCUUGGAGCUGGAUCUUUGGAUUCAAUUCAUUAUGAGGAUAGGAUAGGGAGGAUCAUAACAUGGAUUCAUGGAGCGGGAUCAUAUUACCAGGAGCUGUAGGAGUGGAUUGCUGCCCCAAUCAAACCGUGUAUUUGUGGAUUUUUUUGUUUUGUUUGUUAUUUUCUGUUUUUGUUUUUUCCCUCAAACCCACAAUUGGCUAUUCGAAAAGCCCUUCCCUGUUUUUUUGUUUUGUUUUUUUAAUCAGUUGGAAUUCAAUGGAUGGCCCGUGGGAUUGGCUGUUUUUUGUGUGUUCCUUUGGCCUUUUUUCGUAAACGGAGUGAAGCCAGGACCAGGAGAGGUACCACUGGAGCAAUCUCUUUGGAUGGAUUCGGCAUUCAGGAUUUGGUAACAAUUUAACAAGGCUGAUAUCUAACUUUUUGUACUUUAUUAUGGGGUGUUUGUUAAAGAUAUGAAUUGGCUGUGCGUUCCAAAUUUAAGGGAUUGAUAAAAUCGAUUGAUUUUUUGGCCCAAACGUAUUACAUCUUAAGCUUUAAUGUUUAACAUCCAUUUUGACAAUAAAUUACUUUUUAAGUGUAUGUUUGGGUUGAUAAUUUUGUGAACAGAUGUCUGGCUUCCAUUUUGUGUAAUUUUGUCAGGAGCCUUAAGUAAUCUCCAAACUGUUCACAACAAAUGCUGUAAAUAAAAUGCAUUUUAUAUAUUCCCAUUAAUUUACAAGUUGUAUUACCACAUUUAUGAUGCAAAUUAGUAUUCUAAAUUUUGGUUACUUGACAUGGGCGUGAUGUAUUGGGCUUACAUUUGUUGUACUAGAAUCUGCUGGUAGUUUUAAGUUUAGUUCCUUAGUUGGGUAUUGUAAUGGAACAACUAACGGAAAAAUCAAGAUAAUCUACAAUAGUGUGUAAUUCCACCACUAAAUUGUUAAUCUUUUUCGGAGUAAUCAAACACUCUUCAGCUCAAGUAUAUUAGAACAUGAAAGCGUUUUCCUACUUUUUGUCUAUCAAAAAAAAUCUAUUGCCAGAUGGAUGGUGAUUUCUAAAACUAAAGAUGGGUGGGAUGGUCAUUUUAGGAUUAAUUUGGGUUGAUUUUCUUUUUUUGCUCCAGAAAAUUGUUACUUUUGUUAACAAAGGGAUGGAUAAGUAGAAAGUGAUGUGUUGCCAUUGGUUGUCCCUAAAGCACUUAAUUGAGGUGCAGUAGAGACAUCUUGUGGUUAGCAUCCUUUGUGUGUAUUGUAUGCACUCUCCUUGAGACAUUAGAUAGCUUGUACAAGAUGAGUGUAAUGACUAAACACAGUGAGACAAAGAAUGUUGUGAAUUUUAAUAAAGGAUCAACAAAGCCGUU